Planococcus citri (citrus mealybug) is the source of this 1080-nucleotide messenger RNA. RefSeq lists its product as uncharacterized. The record is from RefSeq and is a predicted model, not a curated record. Bases 505 to 1080 code for a protein of 191 amino acids. Gene Ontology annotation, molecular function: calcium-dependent phospholipid binding; calcium ion binding. The transcript is spliced from 5 exons. NCBI's taxonomy places the organism in Eukaryota, Metazoa, Arthropoda, Insecta, Hemiptera, Pseudococcidae.
UGGAGGUGGAGGUCGUGGCAGUACAGGUGGUGGAAGCGGUUCCGGAGCAGGCAAAGGUGCAGGAGCAGGCAAAGGUGCAGGAGCAGGCAAAGGUGCAGGAGCAGGCAAAGGUGCAGGAGCAGGCAAAGGUGCAGGAGCAGGCAAAGGUGCAGUGUAGCAGGAGGAAAAUCAGGUGGAAGUGGUGUUAUAGGUGCUGUACUAGCCGGGGCAGCUGGUGCAGCUGCAGGAGCCGCCAUAGCAUCAUCUUUGUAUCAUUACAACCCCACUUACUACGGCUACUACCACUUCUAUCACGGUUACCAUUCUGACGAAGAUUAUGGCCCGUCUGAACCUCAACUACCGGCCGCCACUGCGCAAGAUAAAACUGAUGCGGCGAGUAUUGUAAAUGCUCAAUUUAGUGAGAAAGUCAUCGCCUCCAUACUUCCAUUUCGAGAGCAAGUCAAUCGUCAAGUGAUAAAUAGUGAAAUCGCUAAUUACAAUGAGGGGGAACGCCUCAUAGAUCCAAUGUUUAAACCGAUUCAUGAAGAGAAUCCAGUAUUCAAGGAUCUAUGCUUCGGUUUGGUCAACGAUCCAAUCACUGUACUGACAAUGUAUUUGGGAGAAUUUCUUCACAACAGAGAUGAAACUUUCAUUAUCAUCGUUUUAACAUUGUGUCAAGAAAUGAGUGCGAUGCACUUUAUUUACAAUCACAGGCAUAAAAACGGGCUGACUAACCGACGUAAAAAGCAGCGACAUCCGUUCUCUAAUUUAAUGAAAGUUUGGGUGGAGAAUGAUCGAGAUCCUGAAGAUACUGCUUUCACAACUGAUGAUGUAAAAAAUAAAGCAGAAAGUUUGGAAAACGAAUAUCCGCAUUGGAAAGAAACUCGAGAUGAACUAGAAAACACACUGAUCAGAAAGAGUCUGAAAUUUGGAUUAGCUGUCAUAGAAAAAUUCCAUGAUGAUCUAAAAAUAAGCAUCGAAGACGCCAUCAAACAAAAAAUCAAAAAUCACGAUUUGGUCGACGCGUACACUUCAUUGGGUAAAUUUUCACAAGUCGCGUGCGGUCUAAAUCCAGUAAAACCCAUCAGAUCUGUAUUUUAA